AUGAGGGGGACAGUGAUAGAGAGAGAAAGCAUCAAAAGCUUCUGGAAGCAAUCAGUUCCCUUGAUGGAAAGAAUAGGAUCAGGAGAAAAGCUGGUCCUUGCAGAUCUCCUUGAGCCUGUUAAAACUACUUCUUCUUUGGCCACUGUGAAAAAGCAACUGAAUAGAGUCAAAUCAAAGAAGGUGGUGGAGUUACCUCUUAACAAAGAAAAGAUUGAACAGAUCCACAGAGAAGUAGCAUUCGGUAAAACCUCACAAGUCCUCUCUAAAUGGGACCCUAUCGUCCUGAAGAACCAGCAGGCAGAGCAGCUGGCUUUUCCCCUGGGGAAGGAGCAGCCAGCCAUUGCUCCCAUUGAACAUGCGCUCAGUGGCUGGAAGGCAAGAACUCCCCUGGAGCAGGAAAUUUUUAACCUCCUCCAUAAGAACAAGCAGCCAGUAACAGACCCUUUACUGACUCCCAUGGAAAAGGCCUCUCUCCGAGCCAUGAGUCUGGAAGAGGCAAAGAUGCACCGAGCAGAGCUUCAAAGGGCUCGGGCUCUGCAGUCCUACUAUGAGGCCAAGGCUCGAAGAGAGAAGAAAAUCAAAAGUAAAAAGUAUCACAAAGUCGUGAAGAAAGGAAAGGCCAGGAAAGCCUCAAAAGAGUUGGAGCAGCUGCAGAAGGUUAAUCCAACUGUGGCAUUGGAAGAACUGGAAAAAUUUGAAAAUGCCAGAAUGAUGGAAAGAAUGAGCCUUAAGCACCAAAACAGUGGGAAAUGGGCCAAGUCAAAGGCAAUUAUGGCAAAAUAUGACCUGGAGGCUCGCCAAGCUAUGCAGGAACAGUUGGCCAAGAACAAAGAACUGACACAGAAACUCCAGGUAGCCUCUGAGAUUGAGGAAGAGGAGGGAGGCACAGAAGAAGUGGAAGAACUCCUUGUCCCCCAUGUAGUGAAUGAAGUCCAGAUGAAUGUGGACGGACCGAAUCCCUGGAUGCUCAGAAGCUGCACCAGUGACACCAGAGAGGCUGCAACCCAGGAGGACCCUGAGCAACUGCCAGAGCCUGCGACCCAUGAGGUUUCUGAAAGUGAGGGAGAAAGACCAGUGGCAGAGGAAGAAAUUUCGUUGAGAGACUUUGAGGAGAGGCGAUCCCUUAGAAAAAGAUCUGAGCUCAACCAGGAUGCUGAGCCAGCAGGCAUUCAAGAAACAAAAGAUUCUAGCAGCCAGGAGGUGCUGUCUGAAUUGAGGGCACUAUCUCAGAAAUUGAAGGAAAACCAUCAGUCCAGGAAGCAAAAAGCAAGUUCAGAGGGGACUGUUCCCCAGGUCCAGAGAGAGGAACCUGCCCCAGAAGAAGAGGUGCCCCUGUUGCUACAGAGGCCAGAGAGAGUACAAACUCUGGAAGAGCUAGAAGAGCUGGGAAAAGAAGAUUGUUUUCAAAAUAAGGAGCUUCCCAGACCUGUGUUAGAAGGGCAGCAGUCAGAGAGGACCCCAAAUAAUCGGCCUGAUGCCCCUAAGGAGAAGAAAGAGAAGGAGCAACUGAUCGACGUACAGAACUUCCUAACUACACAGUCUCCUUCCGUGAGGUCUUUGGCAGUUCCCACAACAAUAGAGGAGCUGGAAGAUGAAGAGGAGAGAGACCAAAGGCAGAUGAUAAAGGAAGCUUUUGCUGGGGAUGAUGUCAUCAGAAAUUUCUUGAAAGAGAAGAGAGAAGCUGUGGAGGCGAGUACGCCAAAGGACGUGGACCUGACACUACCUGGCUGGGGCGAGUGGGGUGGUGUGGGCCUAAAGCCUAGUACCAAGAAAAGACGCCAGUUUCUCAAAGCCCCUGAGGGUCCUCCAAGAAAAGAUAAGAAUUUGCCAAAUGUGAUUAUCAGUGAGAAGCGCAACAUCCACGCAGCAGCUCAUCAGGUACAAGUGCUUCCAUAUCCAUUUACCCACCAUCGGCAAUUUGAAAGGACCAUCCAGACCCCUGUAGGAUCCACAUGGAACACCCAGAGGGCUUUCCAAAAGCUGACUACUCCCAAGGUCAUCACCAAGCCAGGUCAUAUCAUUAAGCCCAUAAAAGCAGAGGAUGUGGGCUACCGGUCUUCCUCAAGGUCAGACCUGUCUGUCAUACAGUGGAAUCCAAAACAAAUCACCACACGUCACAGUAAAGAGUUGAAGAAAAACUCUGUAGGUUGAGUAGCUGGAAAAGUGACAGCUAGGAGUUCUGAUUCCACUUCCUUUGGUCCAGUUUUACUCUGCUACAGGGUGGAUUCCAGAACUGGCUCAGCACAUUGCAUGUAGUUGAGCCACAUUUUUAAAAAAAGAAAAUGGAUGACCAUUAAUUGACUAGCAUUUUAGAAUUGAUCAGACAUUAGAACACAGAAAAAUGCUGGUACAUUUACAUUCUAAACAAUACAGUGGAUGACCCUUUUGAAUAUACCUAAUGAUUUCCUUUAAAAAGAAAUUUUAAACAGACUUGUGUAAUCAUGUUCUCAAAGCAUACAGUCAAGAGGUGGGACUGACUGAUGCUUUAUAGGUGUGUGUAGGGCAGUAGAGGCCAAGGUGCUGCCAACAGUCCUUUCCAUACUAGGUACUGGUGAAAAUUGUUUUUGUUUAGUGCUAUCAGCACAUUUGUGUGGGUCUCAUUAUCGCUUGACAGUACCGCAUCUCAGCCUGGAAGUCAGGUUUAAGUCAUUCAAGAGAACCUCAAGUUGUUUUUCUGACAGUGAUGAUGUGGUAUACAGAUACAUCCACAGGGUAUUUAUUAUCUAUUACCAGCAUAAUGCAUUGUCAGAUGGCAAGGUGGCAUUUUGAAAAGAGCACUGGGCAAGCAGUUAGCAUAUCUGGGCCUACCUUCAGCUUCAUCAUUUACAAACUUCUGACCUUUUGACACUAAAACUGCUCCUUUAUCUUUCUGAGUCUCAGAUUCUUCAUCUGUAAUCUGGAGUUGUUAAUUCCAGUCCUUACUACCUUUUGGAGUUGGAAUAAUGAGAUGGAAAGUGGAUGAAAGUACUUUGAAAAUUAUGACAGUUAAGGGCCGGGAGCAGUGGCUCACGCCUGUAAUCCCAACACCUUGGGAGGCCAAGGCAGGUAGAUCAUGAGGUCAGCAGUUAGAGACCAGCCUGAACAACAUGGUGAAACCCUGUAUGUACUAAAAAUACAAAAAAAAAUAGCUGGAUCUGGUGGCGGGUGCCUGUAAUCCCAGCUACUUGAGAGGCUGAGGCAAGAGAAUCACUUGAAACCAGGAGGCAGAGGUUGCAGUAAGCCAAGAUUGUGCCACUGCACUCUAGCCUGGGCAAUAAGCAAAACUCUGUCUCAAAAAAAAAAAAAAAAAAAAAAUUAUGACAGUUACUUAAAGGGAGCAUUACAUACUAAAUGUCUUCUAUAAUCCAAUCUUUAUUAAUGCAUUACAACUCUAUGUAGAUUCUUAGUUACUCGGCCAGUAGCUAGGAAUUGGUAUAAAUUUAAUGCACCUUCUAUCCUGAAUAACUAGCAUGGAAAAUUGAAUAUAUGUGUGAGCAGAUACGGCUGUAAAAACCUAUAGCUUUUGCAUUUUCUGCUUAUAUAAUCCUUUCUAGUUCAGUGAAUUGACCCCAUCCAUAGCCUGAUUCAUCUUUGUGUUAAGGGGCAAAUGAAAGGGUACAUUAUUCCUUUGCACUCUUCUCUCAGUCACUUAUCAAUGUGGCCAGCUUAUCUACUCCCAGUUAUGUUAUUCAUACGUCUCCAGGCCAUCUGUCAUCAGAUCAAAAAGCAAACAGAGGACCAGUCACAGGAUGUUCUGACACACCAUUGUAACUUUGUGUUAGAGAUGAUUCCAUUUAGAAAAAGACGGGUAGAAAUUGGAGUGAAAGGAACCCUACGGAUUAGCCCAGUUCUCUCUUAUUUUCAGCUUUACAGACCAGAACAAUUUAAAUCUAAAGAAUUUAGUAGACUCCUUCAGUGCCACAAAGCUGUUCCAUGAAAGAAUCAAGAUUAUAACCUGGAUAUUCUGACUCCUGGCCCAGUGCUUUUUCUUACUUUGUAGCUACACUUUGAAGUAAGAUUCAAACUGUUACCCACUCAACUGCCUUAUUCCUGAGGAGGUAGUGAAGGAAGAAAAAGUUUUCUGGGAUUCCAUAAACUAUAAGCUUAUUUCUUUAAAAUUAUUUUCAUACAUCACAGAUAUGUCAUUGGAAGAUAUAAUUUGCAUAUGAUGAUUAUCAGUGUUCGUAAUGUGGUAUAUGUCUUCUAUUUUUUUCUGAAUGAUAGCAUGAAAAGUGUCAAAAUGGCUUGUCUGCUAGCGUCUGUCUGCAGAACUUUCAGAAUGACUGUUCCUCUCAGACAUCAUUUUUGAGUGGUCCAAGCCUGCUAUGUUUUGAACCCACAGCAGUGGAGGUUUGUAUUCUUAUUUACACUUGUGUACUAUAAAGUAUGUGUUACAUAGGUUUUGUGUAAUUAUUAUUCGUAAAUAUGAUUUAAUUUGUAUUAAGACAUGAUUUAGAUCUAAUAGAUACAAAGUCUGUGUCUAAAUAUUAUUUAAAGAAGUGAUUUUUCAUUCUCUUGGAUUCUUUCCUUUUAUAUGCCUCACAUAGUCUCCUUGUUCUACUAAUAUUCCCAAGCUCCAUAGCCAAUUAAAGAAGAAAGAUAAAUAAAAGUUUGUCUUGCUUGUGAAACAUUAAGAAGAGGCUGUCAGGUUUAAUAAACUUUUUAAUGAAUAUUUUGGACAUAAACUGCAGAGCUUCGUACACUUGAUUUAAAUAAUUCUCGAGGGAUUUUAUAAGGUCAUCUUAUACGCAAAAUUGUGAGAUAGAGACCAGUGUGAUUAUCAAUAAAGAAUAUUUGUGUUUAUGUAAAUAAA
This is a messenger RNA of Macaca mulatta (Rhesus monkey), 4792 nucleotides long. RefSeq names its product UTP14C small subunit processome component (gene UTP14C). Gene Ontology annotation, cellular component: small-subunit processome; nucleolus. Gene Ontology annotation, biological process: rRNA processing. The record is from RefSeq and is a predicted model, not a curated record. NCBI's taxonomy places the organism in Eukaryota, Metazoa, Chordata, Mammalia, Primates, Cercopithecidae.